ACCGAGGCCAGCCCGAUGGGCGUGGGCGAGGGCGGGGCCGCGGGGUGGGCGCGGGCCAGGACCCCUCCGGUGGCUCCGGGGCGCUGGGCUCGGGAGUUGGCUUAUGACCUUGGACAGCUCCCAGCCCUCUCUUGCCCUCAGUCAGUUCAGCGAAUCGGCAACUGGAGCGGAGGUCUUAUUUGUAAAUGGGGAUGCAAUAGGAUUGUGAAGCAGCCUGCAAAUUAUAUCUGGCAGACAAUUCAAUGUGUAUGUGCGUUUUUCUGGGCAGACACUGUACAUUUAAUCAGAUCGCACAGGGGACGUAAUCCAGAAAAGGAGGCAUAUACAGAAUACCUAAGGAGUAUCCACUACAUCUCCCAGGUGCUGCUGGAAGAAGUGGAAAUCACCAAAGAAGAUGGGGAAACCAUGCCCCCAGAAACCUUGAAGAUGCUGAAGCUGGCAGAGCAGUGUCUGGAGAGGGCCCAGUCAACAGCUAACAAGCUUGGGAAAGCAUGCCUGAAGCCAGCCAUGCCUGUGCCUGCUCCCGUCUCCUUGCCUACCAGCCGACACCGCCGGGUGUAUUCAGAUGAAGGGGGAAAGCUUCUUCCGUUUCUGCCGCCUGAGAUCUUCCAGAGGCUUCAGGUGGUCGAGUCGCAAAGCUCUAAGAAGGAGCUGACACCCCUGGAGGAGGCCUCCCUGCAGAAUCAGAAGCUAAAGGCCGCAUAUGAGGCCCGGAUGGCCCGUCUGGACCCCAGCCAGGCCAUGCAGAAGACAUCGCUGACCCUGACCCUUCAGCGGCAGAUGAUGGAGAACCUGGUGAUCGCCAAAGCCCGGGAGGAGACACUGCACAGGAAGAUGGAGGAGCGCCGGCUGCGGCUCCAGGAAGCCGCCAACAGGAGGUUCUGCAGUCAGGUCACCCUGACCCCAGAGGAGCGGGAGCAGCGGGCCCUCUACACGGCUAUCCUGGAGUACGAGCAAGACCACGACUGGCCGAAACACUGGAAGGCCAAGCUCAAGAGGAACCCUGGGGACCUGUCGCUGGUGACCAGCCUGGUGUCCCACCUGCUCAGUGUCCCAGACCACCCCAUCUCGCAGCUCCUUAAGAAGCUCCAGUGUGCGGUGUACCGGGCACUGUACCCCGUCGUGAGCAGGGGUGCUGCAGCCGCCUCAGCCCCCAGCUGCUGCUCCCUGCCCCCGGACGCCGACGGGCUGCUGGCUCCCGGAAGCCGGCGGCUGCGGCCCUCGCAGAGCCUCUACUGCAUGCUGUGUCCCCCGGAGCCCAGCCCGUCCCCACAGCUCACGGACGGCCCCCCUGCCAGUCCCUCCACACCCCCGCUCCACCCAGGCCCCCCAGACAGAGGGGCGGACAGCAGCCCUAAGGGGCCUCCCUCACCCCUGGCGGGCAAGGACAGCUCCUUUGAAGACCUGGAACAGUUCUUAGCUACUUCUGAGAGGUGGGGUCUCAGCCCUGGGGGGCAGCCUGAGCCUCAGACCCCAGGGGUGAAGGAGCCAUUGCUGGAGCAGCUGAGAAGCACGGUGAAGGACAUACACAACGCCAUAGACAGGCUGCUCUCGCUGACGCUCCUGGCCUUCGAAGGCCUGAACACGGCCAUCUCCAAGGACCGCUGCCUGGCCUGCAUCGAGGAACCUUUCUUCUCUCCACUGUGGCCCCUGCUGCUGACCCUCUACAGGAGUGUGCACCGCCCCCGUGAGGCUGCCCUGAGCAGGAGCAUGGAGCUGUACAGAAACGCGCCCCCGGCGGCCAUCGGCAUCCCCACCAAGCUGCUGCCCCAGGACCCCAAGGCCACGGGGCCCAGUGCCUACCCCUACUGCGCUGCAGCCCAGGAGCUGGGGCUGCUGGUGCUGGAGAGCUGCCCCCAGAAGAAGCUGGACUGCAUUGUGCGUGCCCUGCGGGUCAUCUGUGCCUGUGCUGAGGGCUACUACCGUGCCCAGGAGCCUGCACCUGAGGCAGGACCGCAGCCAGGCGCUGCCGCCAUCGGUGCUGAUGACCUGCUCCCCAUCCUGUCCUUCGUGGUGCUGAGGAGCGGGCUCCCCCAGCUGGUGUCAGAGUGCGCUGCCCUGGAGGAAUUCAUCCACGAGGGGUAUCUGAUUGGAGAGGAGGGCUACUGCCUGACGUCGCUGCAGAGCGCUCUGAGCUACGUGGAGCUGCUGCCCCAGGGAGCCCUGGGCAAGUAGUGGAGGAUGGGACCCUGCAGACUGUCCAGUCAGCUGCACCGGGGGAGCUGCAGUUUCUGCCCCGACGUCUGCCCCCAGGGGCUGGAGGAGGCUGCUCUGUUCCUGACUGGAUGGGGCUGAACUGCAUCAGCUCCCAGGGCCAGGCCUUGCCGUUCCCUGUCCCCAGGGCAGAGAGGGGGCAUGGGCCUGGCUGAGGGCAGGUCAGGUGUCUCUCCCUUCUGUCCCUUGUGACAGUCAGAACUUCCUGAGCCAGUUUCUGUCAGCCUCCUGCCCCCAGAUUCCUGGGGCUCAGGUGGCUUGAGGCUGUGCUGCUUAUUUAUUGAACACUGACCACUCCACUCUCCCCUGGAGGCCCAGGUGUCCCCGGGGUGCCCGCCCAUGUCUGGGGCCUCUGAGCCACACUCCCACCCUUGGCAGUGGGCAUUGGACAUCCCCUCUGGGUCAGUGUGAACCUGAGGGUCAGUGCGUGCCUGCAGCCCACUGCCUGCUCUGACCCUUUAUGGCCCCGGCAGCCACUGACCUGGCUGCAAAUAAAGAGAUCACUGAUGUCUCA
This is a messenger RNA of Hipposideros armiger (great roundleaf bat), 2728 nucleotides long. It is a transcript of the gene VPS9D1, whose product is annotated as VPS9 domain containing 1. Gene Ontology annotation, biological process: vesicle-mediated transport. The record is from RefSeq and is a predicted model, not a curated record. NCBI's taxonomy places the organism in Eukaryota, Metazoa, Chordata, Mammalia, Chiroptera, Hipposideridae. Gene Ontology annotation, molecular function: guanyl-nucleotide exchange factor activity; small GTPase binding. Gene Ontology annotation, cellular component: cytosol; endocytic vesicle. The transcript is spliced from 15 exons. Bases 16 to 2175 code for a protein of 719 amino acids.